This is a messenger RNA of Soboliphyme baturini, 2439 nucleotides long. Lineage: Eukaryota; Metazoa; Nematoda; Enoplea; Dioctophymatida; Soboliphymatidae. The record is from the annotation of a GenBank genome assembly.
ACCUUCACGAAAAAGUACACAAGAAAAAAUAGUUGCUGGAUUCCAGAUAUUCAAGAAGGAUUUAUUGGUGCAGAUAUCAAAUCCAGCUCAGAUACUGAUGUUACAGUCGUCACAUGGACAGGAAUUGAAAAAAAAGUUAGGAAAGAGGAAGUGCAAGAAAUGAAUCCUCCGCAGUUCCACAGAACGGAGAAUAUGUCUAAUUUGACUUUCCUUAAUGACGCAGGCGUACUGUAUAACCUGCGGGAACGCUACAACUCCAUGCUGAUCUACACUUACUCAGGUCUAUUUUGCGUCGUCAUAAAUCCAUACCAGAAAAUUCCGGUAUACACAGAAGACAUCGUCAAGAUGUACAUGGGAAAAGGGCGAACGGAAAUGCCACCUCAUCUUUUCGCCGUUGCUGACGAAGCUUACCAAAACAUGAUGAAAGACAAAGUAAAUCAAAGCAUCCUCAUUACUGGGGAAUCAGGGGCAGGGAAGACGGAGAACACGAAACAGGCAAUCUUCUACUUUGCCAAAAUCGGCUCCACGCAGCUGUCGGAUCAGCGCCCAGUAAAGACAAGCUUGGAAUGCCAGAUUCUUCAUACGAAUCCGGUGUUGGAAGCGUUUGGCAAUGCGAAGACCGCGAGAAACAACAACUCGUCUCGUUUUGGAAAGUACAUUCGCGUGUACUUCAACGAGCAAGGAAAACUAGCGGGCGGCGACAUCGUCCACUAUUUAUUGGAAAAGAUUCGCGUUGCCAAGCAAUCGGUUGGAGAAAGGAGUUUCCAUAUCUUUUAUCAAAUCAUGUCUGGGGGUAUUCCAGGACUCAAAGAAACUUGCAAUCAAAACGGAAAGCAUAUUUUAGAGAAACUGUUUCUUCGCAAAAACAUCAGUUCAUACGGUUUCGUGUCACAGGCAGAAGUGAAAAUAGACGGAGUCGACGAUGCGAUUGAAAUGAAAAAUACGGAUGCCGCGUUCGACGUGAUGGGCUUCGACAGUUUGGAGAAGGAAAAUCUGUACAGACUAACUGCUGCCAUAAUGCACAUGGGAGAAAUGAAAUUUAAACAACGUCCGAGGGAAGAACAAGCCGAAACCGAUGGCACUGAGGAAGUAGAACUAGUUUGCAAACUGUUGGAAAUGGACUCCACCGCGUUCUUGAAGGCUCUGUUGCAGCCUCAAGUGAAAGUUGGCUCAGGAUGGAUGAACAGAAGCCAGAAUUUAAAUCAGGUAACAUGGGCUGUUGGAGCUCUUGCUAAAGCUAUUUAUUCUCGUAUGUUCCUGUGGCUAGUGACGAGGUGCAACAAGUCUUUGGACGUGUCUGACCGACUGAAGAAGUACUUCAUUGGAGUGUUAGACAUUGCCGGAUUCGAGAUCUUCAAUUGCAAUUCGUUCGAGCAGCUGUGGAUUAAUUUUGUCAACGAAAAAUUGCAGCAGUACUUUAAUCACCACAUGUUCGUACUGGAACAAGAGGAAUACCGGAAGGAAAAGAUUGCGUGGGAAUUCAUCGACUUCGGUUUGGAUUUGCAGGCUUGUAUCGACUUGAUUGAAAAGCCAUUAGGGAUUCUGUCAAUGCUUGAUGAAGAAUGCAUUGUGCCACGUGCCACGGAUGCGACGUUCGUCCAGAAACUGAUGGACCAGCAUCUCGGGAAGCAUCCAAAUUUUCAGAAGGCCAAACCUCGAAGGAAAGACCAAGCCGACGCUCAUUUCGCCAUCAUUCAUUAUGCAGGAACGGUGCGAUAUAAUGUGCUUGGCUGGCUGGAGAAAAACAAAGACCCUUUAAACGAAUGCAUCAUCUCUGUGAUGAAAAGCACGUCGAAAAAUAAACUGCUGCUCGAUAUCUGGAGCGACUAUAUGACAAGAGAAGAUCUUCAGAAGUCAGGGUUAGAAGCGGCGAAGAAGGUUGGAAAGUCUUCUAGCUUCCGAACCGUUUCAAUGAUGCAUAGAGAAAACUUGGCAAACCUGAUGAACAUGCUCACCACCACGCAACCUCACUUUAUCCGAUGCAUUGUACCGAACGAACUCAAGAAAAGCGGCCAUAUAGAGGCAAGUCUCGUGCUCAACCAGCUGACCUGCAACGGAGUGUUAGAAGGAAUUCGCAUCUGUCGAAAAGGAUAUCCGAACAGACUUUUGUACACCGAUUUCAACAGAAGGUAUCAGAAUCACGCAACUGCAGUCGAAUUGGCGCAGAGAAUCAUUGUACAUGGUUUUUUAACCAACAUAGACCUAAAAUUACGUCAGCCAUUCAUGUCACUUCAACUUUCAGAACAGAGAAAGACAGAUAAGAUAAUUCGAGAGCAGUAUGCGCUUCUGGCAAAUGAGGACACGAAGUCUUGCAAAGACGCAAACGAGAUUACGAAAAUCGUUCUAACGAACUUGGUUGUACAGGAAACGUUGUCUGAAGAAGAGUUUCAGCUUGGCUUAACAAAAGUUGUACUUAGCGCUGGCACCUAUCCUCCGUGA